AUGAAUAAUGAGGAUCAAGGACCAAGUGAAACUGCAAAGACAUCAGAGAAAAACACUAAAGAGCCAAAAGAGGAUAAUCUGAAACACUUACACAAGAAUGGUCGCCACUAUGUGCGUUGUGAGACAUGGUUUUCGAACCCCAAUGUCGUCAAGAUUUUCAGCAGGAAAGCUAAACUUCCAGCGAUUGCUCAAGAACCGGGGACUAUAUACCGUAAAAGCGUCGUUUCCGACCAUCUGAACAGCGAAAUUCAUCGCGAAGCAAAAAAGACAAAGAGAUUGUUGUCUUUGAAAGGACCGGAAAAGCUUCAUAUGACGUCAUUGACACCAAUUGGAAGGGCAUUAUCGAUCGCAGAUGCACAAUUGGCUGCGAAAGUUGCUAGCUUAUUUUUUUCACGUUUACCAUGGUGCUAA
Paramuricea clavata is the source of this 411-nucleotide messenger RNA. The record is from the annotation of a GenBank genome assembly. Lineage: Eukaryota; Metazoa; Cnidaria; Anthozoa; Malacalcyonacea; Plexauridae.